ACACAUCCUCUAGGGUUUUUUGUGGGUGCCCUUAAGAGCUUCAACUUCAACUAGUUUGGGCUCCGUUCGGCAUUCUCAUGCUCUUUUGCUUCCCGCUUCUAGAGAGACACAGUGGACAGUAGAGCGAGAAAUCAUUAGCCAUGUCUCUUGUAGCGAACGAGGAUUUUCAGCACAUUCUUCGUGUUCUGAACACCAAUGUCGAUGGUAAGCAGAAGAUCAUGUUCGCACUUACCUCCAUCAAAGGUAUUGGGCGUCGCUUCGCCAAUAUCGUCUGCAAGAAAGCUGAUGUCGACAUGAACAAAAGGGCUGGUGAACUAUCGGCUGCUGAACUUGAUCAGCUAAUGACAAUUGUGGCAAAUCCACGCCAAUUCAAGAUUCCUGACUGGUUUCUCAAUAGGAAGAAGGAUUACAAGGAUGGUAAAUACUCUCAGGUUGUUUCCAACGCAUUGGACAUGAAGCUUAGGGAUGAUCUUGAGCGUUUGAAGAAAAUAAGAAACCACCGUGGUUUGCGACACUACUGGGGUCUUCGAGUUCGUGGACAGCACACCAAGACCACUGGACGCAGGGGGAAGACUGUUGGUGUCUCCAAAAAGCGUUGAAUCUGUUGUCGUCCAAGAUCUUUUUCAGUUUUUCUCUGCCCAAAGUUUUGCUGCUCUAGUUCCGCAUGGAGCUUUUGUUGGUUUAGUAGAUUUACAGAAUGUCAAGAUGUUCUGCUUUACCUUUUUUAACAACUCGGUAUUGAGCGGAAAUAUUCCUCUACGCUAUAGUAUCAUUAUCUUGAGUUCCAGAAGAUCAUGAUUAUUCGUUUCCGUUAUAUUGCAAAUUUUCUUUUUUUC
This is a messenger RNA of Prosopis cineraria, 836 nucleotides long. RefSeq names its product 40S ribosomal protein S18. The transcript is spliced from 4 exons. NCBI's taxonomy places the organism in Eukaryota, Viridiplantae, Streptophyta, Magnoliopsida, Fabales, Fabaceae. Gene Ontology annotation, cellular component: cytosol; ribosome; small ribosomal subunit. Gene Ontology annotation, molecular function: structural constituent of ribosome; RNA binding. The record is from RefSeq and is a predicted model, not a curated record. Gene Ontology annotation, biological process: translation. The coding region runs from base 141 to 599 and encodes 152 amino acids.